Aethina tumida (small hive beetle) is the source of this 1244-nucleotide messenger RNA. RefSeq lists its product as uncharacterized. Lineage: Eukaryota; Metazoa; Arthropoda; Insecta; Coleoptera; Nitidulidae. Gene Ontology annotation, molecular function: nucleic acid binding. The coding region runs from base 87 to 995 and encodes 302 amino acids. The record is from RefSeq and is a predicted model, not a curated record. Gene Ontology annotation, biological process: DNA integration. The transcript has 2 exons.
CUCGUCUCAUAUUGGUGCUGAUAAAAUGUUAAUGAAAUUACGUGAGGACUUAAUAUGGCCACGCAUGGGUAAAACAGUACGCAAAUAUGUUGCAAAUUGUAGAUCGUGUGUGUUGGGUAAAUCUUUUACUGGAAAACGGAGUGGAUUGUGUCAACAGAAAACGAAGUAAAAUGGAUACGUGGCAUAUUGACCAUGCCGGACCUUUGGUCAAAUCUAAUAAAUGCACUCAAAUUUUAGUGGUUAUAGACGCUUUUACUAAAUUUGUGCGAUUUUGUCCUAUUAGACAAAAAAAUGCCGAAUGUACUAUAAAGGCAUUAGAUGCAUUAUUUAUGGAAUUGGGUCGACCAAAACGAAUAAUAGCUGAUCGGGGAACAGCAUUUGUAGCGAGUAAAUUUCGAGAAUUUCUCAAUGAUAACUCUGUUGAGCUACACCUAAUUGCAACAGGAGUUCCUAGAGGUAAUGGACAAGUGGAACGCGUUAUGAGAAGUUUGUUUAAUGCGAUGCGUGCUGUGUUGAAUGAAAAAGACGAAAAUAAAUGGACAAAAGUGCUACCUCAUAUUGAGGACGAUUUUAAUGUAACUGUGAACAAAUCGACAGGAUUCGCGCCGUGGAUAUUAAUGUUUGGUGAAAAUCGACGUCUGAGAGCAACUAACGAACUGUUAAAUGGUGUGCCAAUACAGACAAGUGAUGUGGACGCUGAAAUACUUAGACAACAAGCUCACAGUCGCGUGUGCGAAGUAACCAGUAGAACAAUUACAAACUUUAAUAAGAAAAGAGUGCCGGCAAUACCAUACGCUGUUGGUGAUAAAGUUGUUGUUGAAAAUAGUCAGCUGUCGAAUGGAGGAAAAUUGAAACCAAAGUAUCACGGACCCUUUGAGGUAACGCAUUGUUUACCUAAUGAGAGGUAUGCUCUCCGAAGGAUUGGCAGCCGAGGUAGAACUACAAUAGCGGCACAUGAACAGUUACGAACCUGGCCAGAUACAGAAAUUCUAUAAGAUUACCGGUGUCAGGUGAAUCUUUGCAAAACUGCGGAAGGUGCGAGGACGCCCCACAUGUCAGGAAGGCCGUGUUAGCUUACGUCAUCACCUUCACCGAUGGACCGAUGCGACGUGCUCACAUCUAUUUAGACUAGUUUUGUUUCAUAAGCAAAUCUGAAGUAUUUGUUUACAUUUAAUAAUCGGGGCAGUUCUUAAGAAAGAACCGAGCAGUCAAGCUUUAGAUGUCGAGGGUUAAACUACGUUUGU